Molecule: messenger RNA, 2466 nt
Organism: Lodderomyces pseudojiufengensis
Lineage: Eukaryota; Fungi; Ascomycota; Pichiomycetes; Serinales; Debaryomycetaceae
Exons: 1
Coding region: 1-2466 (821 amino acids)
Source: RefSeq, a predicted model, not a curated record
AUGUCAAGUGAGUUUCUUCGCUCCUCACCCGCAAGAGAUGAUACUGAAGAUAUAAUCUUAAACAAAAUACCAUCAAUUACUCAAACACCUGCUUCAAAGAAAUUAAAUAAUAAAUCAAUUAAACAAGAACAACAAAAUAUACAAUCAAAUUCUUUCCCAAUACCCAUAGUACCACCAUCAACUUCAAAAUAUUUUUAUCAACCACCAAAUCUAUCGGGUUGGACUCCAUUAAUAUCAAAGACUUACUCAAAUGAACAAUUUUUAUCAUUCAAUUCAACUCCAAAUAAAUUAUUUAUAUCAUCAACUCAUCAAUUACAACAACAAGGUCAACAAACUGCAUCAGCAUAUCACAAUAGCCUACUUAAUCAACAUACACAGUCUCAACAACAUCAACAACUGCAACUGCAAUUACAUCAACAACCAAAUGAUUAUGAAUAUCAAGGAUUUGGUUUAACACCAUUUAUAAAUCAUAAUUUUAAUAUUAUGGGAAAUACAUCAAUAAGUCAAUUUAAUAAUAUAACACCAUAUAAUGAAAAAUUAUAUCAACAAAAUUGUGAAUUUUUUAUUGAUUCUCCAAUAAGAUCAAAAAAUAAUAAUAAUAUUGAACAACAAAAUUUUACAAUAACUCCUUCAAAAUUUUCACUAAAUAAUGUUGUUAAUAGUAAAAAAAUAUUUCAAGAUCCUUCAACUAGUGCAACUAAAAGAAGUAUUACUUUAGUUGAUACACCACCUAGACAACCACAUAAAUUAAGUAUAACUACUAAAGCAAGUAAUGAUGAUGAAGAAGCACUGGAUAAUAAUAUUCAAAAAAGUCAAAUCGAUGGAAGUCAACAAAACAGUGAUCAUUCGAAAUCAAAUUAUGAUAAAAUAAGUCCAUUUAAAACAAAUGAUAAAGCUGUAGAAGAUAAAGAGACAGAAGACGAAUUGGAUGAAGAAGAAGACGAAGAAAAUAAAGACCAACCAACUGUAAAUUUGAACAAUGAAAAACAGAUAGACAAAAAUAUACUAUUACAAACUCCUUGUAAAAAACCAUUAAAAGACAUUUCAAAUAAUACAAACUUAGAAUUCAAUACACCAGUAAAUAAACAAAUUGUUGUAAGUUCUCCUACUACAAUAAUUUUGACAUCUACCAAAAAGAGCACUAGUAAAGUUAAGGAGGAGUUAAAUGAUAAAGAGAAUAUUCCACCACCUAGUCCAACACCAGCAAAGAUUUCAUUACAACCAAAAAUGGGUGUCUUUUCAGAAAAUAAUAUCAUAAACAAUAACAAACCUAAAUCUAAGCCAAAACCUAAACCAAAUUCAAAUCAAAAUCAAAAAUCAAAGUCAAAAUCCACUAAAAAUUUAAAUUCCAAUACAUCCUCAUCUAAACCUUCAUCACAAGCAAAAACUUAUGAAUCUUCAACCAAUUCAUCUUCUUCAUCUCUCGAUUUGAAUCCAACUAAAUCAAGACAAGAAAAUAAAGCAAAAAUGCAAAAAGGAAUGAAUAAAUUUCAAAUUGUAUUAAGUGAUGUUACUCCAGUCAUACCUAAAAAGAAAUCAAAAGAUAAACCAAAAUUUCAACAAACAGUUAAACAACCAACUUUGAUACCAUUACAACCACCAGGUCCACCUUUACCUCAACAAAAUAUUAUUUCAUCAUCUUCAUCUCAACCUCAACAAAAUAUUGUACCAUCAACUUCUUCCCAAACUCAGCCUCAAUUACCACCAUCAUUAAAUAAUCAACUGUCAUCAGUAAUGGAUCAUAACAUAACCAUGAACUCUUUAAAAGAACAUAGUAGCAUAAUAUCUCAUAGUAAUAAUAGCAUUAAUUCAAAUUCAAGUCAUUUAAAUUUAACAACUGACCAUUCAUCAUUUGAUAUUGGUGGAAUUUCAUCAACUCCAAAUUCGAAAAUAUUAUUAGAUAGAAUAUUUGAAAAACAAUCACCACAACAAUUAUUUUAUUUACAACAACCAAAUAUGCAUCAUCAUCAUAAUCAGCAACAACAAUUUUUACAACCACAGAUUCCAUCACAACAACAAUCACAACUUCAACAAGGAAGCAUGCUACCUCCACAAUCAACUCAACCUAAACAAAAUUUACCUCAUCAAUCGCAACAACAACCACCACCACCACCACCACAGCAGCAGAAUUUCCCAAUAAUGUCAAUGAUGUCAACACCACAACAUUCUCAUAUAUAUAAUCGAAAUGAUCCAAAUAAUCAACAACAAUUUUUAACAAAUAUGAAUAAUCAUCAACAAUUACAAACACAUAUAAAUAUAACAAAUACAAAUGUAUUUCAAAUACCAUCACCAUGGAAUUAUGCAUUUGGUACACCACAAAAUUUUUCAAUUUUUAAUAAUCAAACUUCAAAUCAAAAUAUACUAUUACAGAGUCAGAACAAUAAUUCUUCUUCAUCAAAUAAUUUGACUGCUGCUGUUAUGGCUGCAGCAUCAAAGGAAGUUGAAGGAGGUCAUAGUAAUAAUUGA